CUUUGUGAACGACGGCCGACGGAGACAUUUUAAAUAAACACACAGCUAACUGCUAACGGCUAACGGGGCUCGCUGUGGUGCGAGCGGACUGCGCCAAAAAAACACGUUCAAAUUGAUCCAAGUUGUCCAGAAGUAAAGUGCAUUCAGAAGUGCAUUGUUUGUGCAUCGCGUACCAGACAAACUGCUAAUUACCGAAGAUGUCGAAAAGUGCGUCGUUGGGAGAAGAAGAAUAUAACUAAGGCUGCGCAGGUGAGCUCCUGUCCAGGCACAUUGGUCCAUGUUUGUUGGACCUUUGGGCUCUGGGCUCAACUAGCAUGAAGAUGGCUGAUUCAGAGAAAGCAGAAGAAUUUGUGGAUGCUGAGUGCCCCCCAGAGUGCCUUGAUGAAGCACAAUCAGCCACCGCUUCUGGUCAAGGAGAGCAGGAUGAACACCUGAAAACAGAGACCACCACCAGUACCAGCUCACCCCCAAGGGAAAAGGAGGGAGACAGCCCAUUGCAUACAGAGGGAGAGCAGAGUCUCCUCUCCAUGCCAUUCCUGAUGAAGGAGCUCCGCCGAGACUCCCCAGAGUCCCAACAUGCCUCUACGGGGAGUGACAAGCCUGUGUCUCGUCAUAUCUAUGAGAGUGACUCCUCAAACCCCUGCAUGCUCUCCCCUUCAUCCAGCGGCCACCUGGCUGAUUCAGACACACUUUCCUCAGGGGAAGAAAGGGCCGCUCCUCCUGUAUGUGAGGAAGAAGAGGGCAGCAUGGAAGCUGCAAAUGAUCCUGGACAGGCGGCAGCAAGGCAAGCCUCCGCCACGGCUUCAGGGGGUAGGAAGUCUCGGCGGUCACGUUCAGAAAGUGAAAUGCCUCCCAGUGCGAUGGCUGCAAAGAAGAAUCGCUGCCAGCCCGCUGUGGUAGCAGCAGGAGGGCAGGAAAAACAAACCAAUGGCAAGCUGGCAAAAGUGAAAGGUCACCGGAGCCAAAAACACAAGGAGCGUAUGCGUCUGCUGAGGCAAAAACGAGAGGCAGCAGCACGGAAGAAGUAUAACCUGCUGCAGGACAGCAGUACGAGUGACAGCGAGCUCACAUGCGACUCAAGCACCAGCUCAUCUGAGGACGACGACGAUGAUACUUCAGGAGGUAGCAAGACAAUCAAGACAGAUAUUCCAGACGGGCCUCCAGUAGUGGGUCACUAUGAUAUUUCAGACACUGAUUCUAACCAGGAGAGUAUGAAUGUGGAGACAGUCCGGCCUACGGUGAUAAAGCAUGAGCUAAAAACACACAGAGGCCAGGAUAUGGCACCUCACUCUGGGUGUAUAAGAGCUCUGAGCUCAAUCUCAGGCCACGUGGAGGCAGAGCUGUCGCACAAGGAGAGUUCUCAACACAAGGGCCAGAUUAACAUUGCUUCCUCUGACAGUGAGGUGGAAAUAGUGGGAGUGCAAGAGAAAGCACGAUGCGCCCAUCCAUGCGGAGGGGUGAUAAAGAGUUUGUCCUCCUGGAAGGAAAGCUCAGUGGAGCAGUUAAACAGCACAAAUCAAUCACAGCUCUGGACUACUGUUUCCCCUCAGCCCAACUGGGUGUCCCCUCCUGAAGUGGUGGACCUCACGCUGGACGAGGACCCCGGACACAAGUACCUACUUUAAACGACUUGUUACACUGAAGACUCGUCAUUUCUCCCUCUCGCUCCUCCUCGUCCAUCUCGCCUCCCCUUCGUGUUAAGGCUGAAAUUCUUUCUAGAGUCGCAGCCUCGCCUGUAACUGCUUGUGGACUCUUCCUGCCCCCAGAGCACUCUUAGUUUUUAACUCACCGUCGAACAAUCAUGUAUCAAAGCCAUUCUACUGACGUGAUUCCCCGAUCUUGGCUUAUCAGCUGUGGAUUUAGUCGUAAUAAAAUGGCACAACACUUGGAGUGCAGGUGGAAAUCUACACGAGUGAUUUAUCUGUUAAUGAUAGCAAUAUCUUCCCUUCAUUUAAUACCUCAGUUUCUCCCUCGGUAACAGGAUGUAGGUAGUCAUUUUGUGUUGUGUGCUUGCAAGCUGCAUAGUGAAAUCUCCAAGUUGCUGCUUCAGAGCAGGUCAAUAUCACAACAUUGCCGUUGACUUGCUUCACUACAGACUUCGAGUGGGAUGUUUUCAGACUGGAUUCGGCUUUUUUUAUCUGCUGUCACCCGCGGUCAAGACAAAAUGGCCGCUGGUGAACUUUCUAUUGUACAGUAAACCGUAGACAGAUGGCAGAGUUUACUUUGUACCCGUCUCGCGUGAUUUUUAUUUUCUAAAGUCUCACCACUGGAUUCACACUCGGAUUAAUCUGCAUUUAUGGUUUGCUUUACUAUACAAUGUCCUGCAUAGCCUCUGAUACUGUUAGUGUUUUGGUUUAUCCUGAAGGAAUCAUUGGACAUUUUGGGGAAACAUUUGCCGAGAGUUACAAGAGAAGAUUGACACCUAUUUGUUAGAAAUAGCUCUGGUUAGCUCAGGUUAAGAUCAGAUUCAGGGAAAUGACUAGCCUGACUCUUACGACACUCAACAAAAAUAUAAACACAACACUUUUGUUUUUGCUCCCAUUUUUUAUGAGAUGAACUCAAAGAUUUAAAACUUUUUCCACUUACACAAUAUCACCAUUUCUCUCAAAUAUUGUUUACAAAUCUGUGAUAGUGAGCACGUCUCCUUUGCUGAGAUAAUCCAUCCCACCUCACAGGUGUGCCAUAUCAAGAUGCUGAUUAGACACCAUGAUUAGUGCACAGGUGUGUCUUAGACUGCCCACAAUAAAAGACCGCUCUGAAAUGUGCAGUUUUAUCACACAGCACAAUGCCACAGAUGUGGCAAGAUUUGAGGGAGCGUGCAAUUGGCAUGCUGACAGCAGGAAUGUCAACCAGAGCUGUUGCUCGUGUAUUGAAUGUUCAUUUCUCUACCAUAAGCCGUCUCCAAAGGCGUUUCAGAGAAUUUGGCAGUACAUCCAACCAGCAUCACAACCGCAGACCACGUGUAACCACACCAGCCCAGGACCUCCACAUCCAGCAUGUUCACCUCCAAGAUCGCCUGAGACCAGCCACUCGGACAGCUGCUGAAAAAAUCGGUUUGCAUCACCAAAGAAUAUCCAAUAAACAAAACUGCACCUUUCAGAGUGGCCUUUUAUUGUGGGCAGUCUAAGGCACACCUGUGCACUAAUCAUGGUGUCUAAUCAGCAUCUUGAUAUGACACACCUGUGAGGUGGGAUGGAUUAUCUCAGCAAAGGAGAAGUGCUCACUGUCACAGAUUUAGACAGAUUUGUAGACAAUAUUUGAGAGAAAUGGUGAUAUUGUGUAUGUGGAAAAAGUUUUAGAUCUUUGAGUUCAUCUCAUAAAAAAUGGGAGCAAAAACAAAAGUGUUACGUUUAUAUUUUUGUUGAGUGUAGCUCCUCUAAAGCUCACUAAUUAGCAUGCUAUGUUUUGUUUUUUAAUCUGCACAUCAAUUAUAUCAUUUGUUUUGGUGAGGGGGGGUUAUGUGUCUAUUUCUUGACCAGGCACAAUAACUUCCUGGAGUCGCCUCUUGUCAAAUAGUUGACUAGAUACCAGCUCAAUGAGUCUUUGUGCUAAGCUGAGCUAACUGGUAGCUUCGUAUUCAACAGAUAGACACCAGAGUGGUAUCAGCCUUUUCUUUUGUUACUGCUUCAGAAGAAUCAUAGUUCCCAAAAUGUCUUUUGAUUUGAGUCGUCUGUUACUGCUAUAUCACAAACAGUUUUUCCUUUUUAUGAAAAUGAACAGAAAACCACUGUUUAGACUCUGAGGGAAAAACUGAAACGCACUACAAAAUACAGCUGAUUUCCACUGCUGCAGCACCGUGUGUGAUGCUGGCGGUAUAUUGGCGAUAGAAAUGACUUAGCUUUUUGUGUUACGAUUUAUCAGAAGCCACGUUUUUGAGUCUGAGUGUCCCAGGCGACGUAGUUCUCAGUGAAUGUAUGACCUUGCAGUGCUGACUGGGUGUGCUUGUCGUUUGCAUGCUUCUCCUGAAUAGAUGCAAACUCCUUUAAACCUCUGGGGACCCCUUUAUAAUAACUGAGGAUGUGUAUCUUCCAUUGAAAUACUGCAAAGCAAGAUGGCCUGAAUGCCUUGAAAUGUGCACUAUUUUCUUUUCGAAUGGUAUAAAGCUUAUUCUUUUACCUUACAAAGCAGCCGAUUUUGCUAUCUCAACAAUAAAUAUUUUAAUAAUAGAUGUGAAUUUAGCACACAUAUAAAAAGAGUCAAAGUGGUGUUGAGUUUGUGCCCACGUGUGGCGCGUUUCUAGACAUUUACUGUAUGAACUGUUUUUACCCUGAUCCUCAGGGCUUGCUCGCUCUCUUUCCCUGCAGUCUUAUUUUGUCUUCAUGCAGUACUGCAGCCACGCUGGCAAGUUUUUUAUCUACAAUCCAACAUCACUCAAUAUUUUGACACUUAGAUUUGUUCUAUCGCACAUUGAGUAACAUUUACUUUCCUAAGUGAAGCUUGAGAAAUAUAGAGUUAUUCUUUUAACUUCUGCUGGUCACAGAAAGGGAAAAUCCUAAAUAUAAAUAACUAAACCAAAGUCUAAAUGGAAUUCAUGUUCUCAGUUUCUUUUAUUUCCCUUUUUAUCUUUAGAAAGUCUAAAUCUUUUAAUUUGGAAGUCAGUGCACUUGUUGUGAAGAUGUGACAUGAAUUUUGUUUCGAAUUCAAGAUAUUGUUUGGUAUAUUUUUGUUCUUCCUUCGGCCAGUCCUUUCCACUAUAUGCAGCUACCACUGUAAUACUUUUUGAUCCGACCACUUCUGCUUGCAAAAUCCAUUUUUUGCUCUUGUUCCGUGGGAUUAAUAUGACCUGUUAGUAAGACAUUGCUCAUGUCUUUAGUGAUAGAGGUGUGUUAGAAAACAGGGCAGCGAUGCUCGACUUUGGUUGCACAUAGCAUGUUCGGUGGCAUCUUUUAACCUCAAGUCAGAUAUUAUCCUCAUUACCAGUAAUUCAGCCUUGCUCUUCUGUUAUUUUUAUUCUAUUUUACUGUCAGUAUUUUAAAUUAACAAAAAAAAACUGUGUUUAUUUUGUUGCUUCUGAAAGUCCCUGACUUCCUUGAAAUUAUGUCUGUAGAACAAAAAGAAACUAUUUUAAAACUAAAUAAAUAGAGCGUUAUUUAAUGA
Acanthochromis polyacanthus (spiny chromis) is the source of this 5097-nucleotide messenger RNA. RefSeq names its product arkadia (RNF111) N-terminal like PKA signaling regulator 2N (gene ark2n). The record is from RefSeq and is a predicted model, not a curated record. The transcript has 5 exons. Gene Ontology annotation, molecular function: ubiquitin protein ligase activity. Gene Ontology annotation, biological process: ubiquitin-dependent protein catabolic process. The coding region runs from base 315 to 1625 and encodes 436 amino acids. Lineage: Eukaryota; Metazoa; Chordata; Actinopteri; Pomacentridae.